Messenger RNA from Cladocopium goreaui, 1621 nucleotides. NCBI's taxonomy places the organism in Eukaryota, Dinophyceae, Suessiales, Symbiodiniaceae. The record is from the annotation of a GenBank genome assembly.
GCGAUGGAGCGAUCCAGGCGAGGAUCCGAUGAGAACAUCCUGGGCAUCUUCGCAGAGGGUGAGCUGCGUUCGCGCAAGCCACGGGGCGCUGCUGCUUCGACAGGGGAUUUGACCAAGGGCAUCAGCUUCGUGCGGGGGCAAACAUUGCAGCCUACCUCGGUACCAGCCCCAGCGAAGGAAGAGAAAGAAGAGAAAGACGCGAAGGAUGAUGCUGAUGAUGCAAAUUCCGAUGUGGACAGCCGAUUUGUCCUCGAUGCCAGUGUUCCCAAUGGCAACUUCAAGCCUGCCGUGGAGGGACCCAAGCUUCCUGCGCGCAACAAGUUGUCCUUCAACCAGAUGUCCAGUAGCUACGGCAAAGGUUUUGCCAUGUUGCAGAAAAUGGGCUUCACUGGAGGUGGGCUGGGAAAGCACAACGACGGCAUCGCGAAUCCUAUUGAGGUGCAAAAGCGGCAGAGCAAGCGCGCGUUGCAAGAUGAUGGGGAGAUGGUGGAUCAAGACCUCUACGGAAAUGAAGGUGGCCGACGUACAGUGGAGGAGCUGCUGUCCAUAGACCGGGCACCUGAGAAGAAGUCCACGGAACCCAAAAUCAGCGAUGGAUGGAAGAGAGAUGGCAAGCCAAAGAAGCAGAAGACCAUCUACAAGACAGCAGAAGAGAAUGCAGGCGAGGUGCCCGCCAUGCGCAUUGUCGACAUGCGCGGCCCGGAGGUCAAGGUGGCCUCCUCCUUUGCUGAGCUGGCGGCCAACCUGUCAGGUGAUUCCGUGCGAAGCCUCAAGGAGUUUCGCCACAACACACGUCUCUUGGUGUCGCGCUACGAGGACAAGGUGCGAUUGGCAGCGGAGCGCAAGAGGCACUGCGAGAACGUCAUCCUUUCGGCCGCCAAGGAGCAGGAGAGGCUCCAGGCGGCAGAUAACAUCAGUGAAGCUGAUGUGAAAGGCUGCAAGGAGUUGGUGGUGGAAAUGGAGUCUUUGAGGGAACGACAGGAUGAAGGAAGCAUCGGCUUGAGCGAACUGGCCGAGACCUUUCACCGCUUAGAAAGAUCGCGACCCAAAGAGUUUCAUUUGUUGCAAGCCAUCGACGUCGCCUUCGCCUUGGCCCUACCCACGGCCAAGCGGGAACUGUCCACCUGGCAACCCUUCAAAGCCCCGGAGCUGGUGCUGAAAGCCAUGGCCAAAUGGCAAGACUUGGGCGACAAGGAGCGCUUUUCGGCUCUGCUGGAUGCCUCGUUGAUUCCCCAGCUCCGCAAGGCGCUGGUUGCAUGGGCCCCCAGGGAUUUCGAGCCCUGCAUUCGAUUGAUGGAAACCUGCCAGCGGCUGCUGCGGACGGAGGUGGCAGAUUCCCUGGUGGCAGAGGUGGUGCUCCCCAGAUUAAGAUCUGAGAUUGAAGUCUGGGAUCCGCGCAUCGAUCAGAGAUCAGCGCAUUUGUGGUUGCAUCCAUGGCUGCCCUUGUUGGGACGGAAGAUGGAGAUGCUUUGGACGCCUAUCAGGUUCAAGAUCUCCAGUUGCUUGGAAAAGUGGGAUCCCAGUGACCCUUCGGCUCAUGGUCUUCUAAAACCCUGGCAACAGGUCUUUGAUCCCGCCAAUUGGGAUCCGCUCAUCGAGAAGGUUCUGGGGCGACUGGAAC